This is a messenger RNA of Exophiala oligosperma, 888 nucleotides long. RefSeq lists its product as uncharacterized. Gene Ontology annotation, biological process: DNA-templated transcription; termination of RNA polymerase III transcription. NCBI's taxonomy places the organism in Eukaryota, Fungi, Ascomycota, Eurotiomycetes, Chaetothyriales, Herpotrichiellaceae. Gene Ontology annotation, cellular component: RNA polymerase III complex. Gene Ontology annotation, molecular function: DNA-directed RNA polymerase activity; nucleic acid binding; zinc ion binding. The transcript has 4 exons. The record is from RefSeq and is a predicted model, not a curated record. The coding region runs from base 144 to 494 and encodes 116 amino acids.
CAACAGGUCCUUCCAUUAAAUGUCUGCGCGUGGUAUGUGGUUAUGUCUAAUCUACCUAGGUAGCUACAGAAGAGAUUGUGGUUCUUUUCGAUACAGGAGGCUACUUGAAUGUAUGUGCGCCUCCGGCGCUUUGCAUCGACACAAUGCCUCCCACAUACUGCCCAAAUUGCUCCAACAGUCUCACCAUCGCACGGGUGACGCCUCGGGACGAUAGGAUCGAACGAAAUGCCUUUACCUGCAGAACGUGUCCUUAUCAAUUCGUUCUUGAUAAGCACUACACAGACAAAUAUCCCAUGAAAAAGAAGCAAAAGGACGAUGUUCUAGGCGAGGAGCAGUCGGAUCUUCCAAUUAACGAAGUGCCUGGUGGCUGUCCCAAUGAAAAGUGCGAGUCGAAGAAGGCAUACUUCUAUCAGCUGCAAACAAGGAGCGCAGACGAGCCUCCCACUUCUUUUUUUAAGUGCAUCGAAUGUGGCAAGCAAUGGAGAGAAUACUAGGUACAGGUUCAGCUCUUGGGUACCGAUCAACACUCGCCUUCCAUGCUCCUUGUACAAGACGCUUGAACGAUAGAACAAACUUGCCACAAACACCUGCGCAAUGGCGGCAGUGGCAUUUUGAUCGAUUUUACACAGCGGCCGCCCCCGGGACAUUGCAGCCUGGGACAUAUCAACUCUCGUGGACCAUUGUUCAUGGAAAUGAAAAGACUUCAUGUACAGCAAGAGAAGCACCAUCCCGACUCGAGGACGGAGUACUACAGCACUAACACUCACCAUGGCCAUAACUCUUUCUUGACAGUAGGACGGCGUCGCCGUGGACAGCUUGCCGCAGGUGGGUGGGUACCAGUAUCGUCAAGUAGGGCCUAUGAUAGUUGUAAUAGUCCAUAAUAAUUGC